This is a messenger RNA of Caretta caretta (loggerhead turtle), 1864 nucleotides long. NCBI's taxonomy places the organism in Eukaryota, Metazoa, Chordata, Testudines, Cheloniidae. The record is from RefSeq and is a predicted model, not a curated record.
ACAAUCAUAUCUGUUGUCAUGGAGACAGAAGAACUGGAAGAGGUGGAAAGGCAUUGCAGAAAAGCAGCCAGUGGUGUCAAGAAGGGCAGUUCUCAGCAGACAGCCUCACAGCCGGGUGUGAAUUCUGAGGAUGAGGAGAAGGCAGAGAGUGCUGAUCAUGUGACCCAGGACAGUGAGUCACAGACUCACUACAUUGCCAUUCAAAGAAAUUCCAAGUAUUAUCAGUCCAUGAGGCUACGGAGCAGGCAGAAAGAGAGGAAUAACAGAGAGGGGAUGAAUGCUAGGCAUGCUGUAGCUUCACUCAAAAAUCGAGACAGCAGAAGCAAACCUCUGAAUGUGAAUGUAUUAUCUCGCAAGGGACCCCCAGUAUCAGUAAAAUCUGAAGUGAAAACCUUGGAAGAACAAUGGAUACAAAGCCAGGCGUGGAGUGCUCUCAGCAAAUCUUUCCAGGUGACCAUGCCUCCACGCGCCAGGCAAUCCCCGGUAUGGAGCAAUGGCGAGGUGCUGGACCUCAUUAGUGUUUGGGAGGAGGAAGCUGUCCAGUCCCAGCUGCGCUCCAGCCGUAGGAAUUACGAUACCUUCGGGCAGAUAUCAAGGGACAUGAUGGAAAGGGGCCAUGACCGGGACGCACUGCAGUGCAGGAGUAAUGUGAAGAAGCUGCAGAAUGCCUACCGCAAAGCCCAUGAGGCAAACCGCCACUCCGGUGCUGCCCCCACGAGCUGCCAGUUCUACAAAGAGCUGGAUGCAAUACUUGGGGGAGACCCCACCUCCAUUGCGAGGAUCACCAUGGACACUUCAGAGCCCAGUGCAACAAGGCAGGAGGACCAAAGCAGGAGCAAGGGUGCUGAGGCGGAGGAAGACACCCCGGCAUCCCUAGAUGCAUGCAGCCAGGAGCUGUUCUCAAGCCAGGAGGAAGGUAGCCAGUCACGGCAGCUGGUUCUUGGAGAAGGACAAACACCAGAGGAGGUUCCCAAUGCAACCUUGAGAUCUCAGCCAUCUGUGUUAUCACUGACUGAAAGACUCCAAAGAAUCAGAAAGAAGUAAUGCAGCAUUCAGGUAAUGAAAAUCAAAAAGUGCAGGAGCGGCGGGACAGCGAAAGAAGGGUCCGCUAGCAGAAUGAGGAGCACCGGCACAAAAGCGCAGUGCUCCAGCAGCAAAGCAUGGAUCGGCUGAUAAGCAUAAUGGAGAACCAAGUGGACUCUAUCCAGGCGCUCAUAGCCAUGAGGCGGAGCAUUACCAAGCCCGCACCCCCUGCAGCCCUUUUCCAAAAACUCUUUCCCUUGUGCCCCCAUGUUACCUCCAACCCACUUUCCCCAACAUCCGGGUUCUUACCGCCACCAGCUGUCUCCAACACCUGUAGCUUCACCACCCAGCCCUGAAAACUACAACCCUUACCCACUGCACUCAAACCCCAUCACCAUGCAGUAUAGCCAUCCUGAAGUGCAGCACUCAUUGCACAGCACUCCAGACAGGAAGGCCGAGUACGAUAACAGGACAUAGGCAAAUCUGUGAUUGUACUGUUCUCCACCCCACCCCCUUGCCCUUUCUGUUUCCCAAGCAGUUGUGUUUCUUUUCAAUAAAUGAAUUUUUUGGCUUUUAAAACAUUCUUUAUUAUUGCAUAAAGUAAAAGAUACCUUAGCCCAGGAAAGAAACAGGCACUGCAAGUCAGCGUAGCAAACACAGAUUCCUACUAACAUUGGAACCCCUGCACUUCACUCCCGUGCAGGGCACCAGACAUUACUGGUGGCUUUCAGUCUCAAAUUGCUCCCUCAAGGCAUCUCUAAUCCUUGCAGCCCCACACUGGGUCCCUCUAAUAGCCCUGCUCUCUGGCUGUUCAAAUUCAGCCUCCAGGUGUUGUUGACCC